Monomorium pharaonis (pharaoh ant) is the source of this 1161-nucleotide messenger RNA. RefSeq names its product E3 ubiquitin-protein ligase cblA-like. The transcript has 8 exons. The record is from RefSeq and is a predicted model, not a curated record. Lineage: Eukaryota; Metazoa; Arthropoda; Insecta; Hymenoptera; Formicidae. The coding region runs from base 1 to 1155 and encodes 384 amino acids.
AUGACCGGGGAAGGUACUUCCGCGGUCACUGGCCUUUGGACAGGGUACUUGCUUAGCCAGCAAUUGCUGGCUACGCGGAUUCCACCCCAAAAUCAGAGGGAGCGUCCUAGAUGCGCACAUAGAAUACAGCAUCCAAAACCAAUCUCGUCCAGCAAGAGCAUCGUUUAUGCCUUUUUUUAUGCCUUUUUAUGCCUUUACAUAUGGUCGAUGAUGAAUAUCAGAAAAUUAAAAAAAGUAAUUAUCGAUCAAAGAAUUGAUCUAUGUCGCUUACAAAAUAACCUUCAGGCACGUAGACCACAAACUCGAACCAAUAAAGAAAGAAAUAGUAUGAUCUUACAAAAACAGAAUAAUCUUGUAGAAAAUCGAUUAUCAGUGUCUGAAUUUUUGGAAUUAUUUAGUCAGUUUUAUCAGAUCUAUUUAUACAAUUCGGAGACUAUUAAUAAAGAGAUUUUAAAUACUGAAAACGAGAAUGAAAUUUGUACUGAUUUUUUAUCUGAAAAUUUUAAUUCUACAUCAACAGAAACUUUGAGAACUGCUGACAAUAACGUAGACAUUUCCGACGAAUCACUUACAAUAAUUCAGAGGCAAAACUCUGUUGAAAAUGAACGAAUGGGCUCUCCAAUACAAAGAAAUAGAUAUCCUGUUGAUGAACCAUCUACUUCUACAACUUACACAGCUUUGAGAACUGCUGACAAUAAUAUUGACAUUUCCGACGAAUCACUUACAAUAAUUCAGAGGCAAAACUCUGUCGAAAAUGAACGAAUGGACUCUCCAAUACAAAGAAAUAUAUAUCCCGCUGAUGAACCAUCUACUUCUACAACUUACACAGAAGACAUUUACAACAUUCCAGAAGAUGACUUUGGAUAUUGGUACGAAAAACAGGAAAAUACUACAGAAAAUGAUGUUCCGUAUUACGAAGUUAAUAGACAUUUUCUGGAAACAUGCGAAGAAAAUCAAGGAACAGUAAGACCUGAGCGUACGUGCAUUGCUUGCAUUAAUACAAAAUCGAAUCAAGUUUUUAUACCGUGUGGUCACAUUUGUUGUUGUGAAGAUUGCGCGAACUAUAUUAUGCAGGAAAGCGAUGAUGUUAAAAAAUGUCCGAUUUGUAAAAAACAAAUUUCAGCAAUUUAUAAAGUAUAUACAUAUACACUAUAAACAAAA